UCCAUGUAUACGGGCCUGCAAUGCUGAAUGUAAGCGUCUUUUUGAUGUGACUCGAAAUGCGAAUUAAAUUGUGUUUUCAGAACGUAUACAAUAGGCAGGCAGAAGCCGCAUGAGUGAAAGGGUAAUGACGCGCAGAGGAGGUGAUCAUCACAGUGUUUUUUUAACAAAUGGCUCUAUCCGAGGUGCACGAUGUAGCUACGAUUAUUAGCAACAAUUGUUUCAGUGUUGACAAGAUGAAUUUGGAAGAUGAGGACAAUCAAGAUCUAAACAAUUCCAUGGUCAAUGAUUUAGUUUCCAAAAUUCUUGAUGAUGACUCUACUAUCGUUGAUCAUACUUAUAACAAUAGUUAUAAUAGCAAUUUUCCGUUUUUAUCAUUAUCUCAUUUUUGCAACGCCGAUAGAAUGGAGGAUAAUUUAAAAAUUCCCCAAAAUGAUACAAUUGAUUGUAAUGAUCAUUAUCCACUGAACAAAUUGAUGAACAAUAGUUGUAAUUCAAAUAUAAUUGAUCAAAAUUCUAGUAAUCUUUGUCAAGAGUUAAGAACAUUAAGUCUGAAUGGAUGUAUGGAACAACCUGUUAUAUCAGCAGAUCAAGGAAAUUUAUAUAGUAGUGGAAUAAUUAGAAGUGGAUAUAAUAGUAAUUCUCAUCAGUAUGCUGCACACUCUACCAAUGAAAGUUGCUGUAGUAUAACUAAUCCACCAGUUUGUAACACUUUAUUGACAACAGCAGAUGAAAUAAAUUAUUCAAAACAGUCUUCUAGUUGGCCAGAAACUUUAAUGACUCCAGUAACUACACAAGAUACGCUCACAAAUUAUCAACGGAUCCGAACAUCCAUUGAUUCAGAUUUAAAUUUUAAUGAUGCUUUACAUUUAGCCUCAGAAUCACCAAAUUUGACUGUUAUGAAUGAAGCAGUAUAUUAUAAUAGUUUUAGAUCAAGUGCACCUUUAAAUUUACGUGAUAAUCCUACAGUUGCGACUCAUGAUUUGUACAAUAUGACUGGAAAUAAUCAAACUUAUAGACCAAACUCAACAAUGAUAAAUCUUAGUACGGAUGCUUCUUUUGGAACAAGUUCUUCACUGCAGCAUUUCACUUCUAGUGAUAUAACUCUGCAGAAUUGUUUUGGAAAUAAUACUCAACACAAUGGUAUUGCAGAGUACAAAGAUUUAUACGAACCUAUUAGAUUAAGUACUGGAAAUGUUACUAUGAAUAAUGAACAGGUUUGCUUAUUACAUCAGCAAACAUCUAAUUAUCAAAUAGAUCGAUCUGUGGACCAAAACCAUAAGCAUCCAAUUGACUGUUUUCCUUGUACUAAUGAAUGUGCUGUGCCAUCUAUUAAUGAUUUAGACACAAAUGAGAAUAUUUGCAUUAAUAGCAAUUAUGAUCAUAGAACUGAUAAUAAUUUAUUAAAGAUUAUAAAUACUAAGCCAAAGACUAUUGAAACAAAAAUGUACUCCUCUAUCGGUUUUCCAAAAAAUAUAAGCCCGCGAGAUGAAAAUGAGGCAAUAGUUAAAUAUGAUUAUCAUAAUUAUCAACAUAAUGUUACAAAGAAUGUGGAGAACUUGAAAACACUUUCGCAAAACUUUACGCCGUAUCACAAGGAUUUAAAGCAAUCUCAUACUAAUCCUGCAUAUAAAAUGCAAUCCUGUGGUUCAUCUGAUAAAGCAGCUUUUACAUCAAGAAAUCGUUUGACCAAUAAGAUUAAUGAAUCUGCUCUUGGAAGAGAUGUUUUCAAUUAUGUCAUAAAACAACAUCAAAUGCCAAGUGUUCAAAAUAUAUCUAGUAUUCCACCACCUGAUAUAAUGUUUAAUUCAACUUUAAUACCAAACAUGACUGCUGGAAGACCUGGACUAUUCUCUCCAAUGAUGCCAGUUCCUGUUCCGCUUCCUAUUCCACCUAUUUACUCAAUGUUAUACGGUGGAGGACUCAAUCUUAAAGGCAGUAAUACUAUAGCAAGACGCACAGGUCCAUCAAGUAUAUUGCAUCUUAGAUUAGAACAAACUUAUGAACAAUUUAAACAAUUAGAAAAAGAAAGGAAGAAAUGUGAGGCUGGAUUAGCUGCACAGUUUCCUGGAAAAAGAGUAACCAGUGCAAAUAAUAUACCUAUUCCACGGCUUCAAGGAAAUCCAUCAAGAGUAGAUCGAUUAAUUAUUGAUUACCUACGAGAACAUGCCCGGGUGAUCACAUUAAUAGCAAAAAUGGAGUGCUUACGUGGAAGUUCAAUGAAUCAACGUAUACACAAGGCAAUGCAGUAUUGGCUAGAAGCAAUCAAAUUUGUUCAAGACUGUCGAAAGCAGGAGAUCGCAAAUGCUACCAAACGUCAAAAAGAAAAUCCUCAUUGCAUUCUCGUGUAUAAUGAUAAUGAUAUAUUAACUCUGGCCAACAGUGUUCAUGAAUUGACAAAGGCAUCUCGUUAUGCAAGAAGCGGUAUGUACAAUGCAAUGCAAGCCACGUUGCUGUGCGAUUUGGAUUUAGAGAAGAAAAUCGUUGAGACUUCUGAUGAUCCAGUCCUUGUGAUAAAGCGUAUUGAAAAUCAGAAAACUCUUGGAAUCAGCAACCUUUCUAAUAAUAAUUAAAAAGUUCAUGAAAAUUCUUGCUUGUACAUUGGUUGAUAACAGCUUUUUAUGUAUUUGGCGUUCACAAACAUUUUUCAGUGGCUUUUAGAAAUGUUUUCUAUAAUCUUCUCUUUAAAACUUAGAAUGGCACUACAUACAAAAGCUACUUGGAGAGAGUUACGUGUGUUAGCUUAAAUGAGAAAAUAUUUCCACUUUUAUUAGUUCACUUCUGUGAAAGCUAAGUCUACUAACUUUUUACAAGUCAUUUGUAUAACUCCAUAGUUUUCUAAUAUGUAUUCAAUAUUUAAAAUCUUAUAAUCUAAAGGGUGUUUAUGGGGUAUUUUGAUGUGCACAAUUUAUGGUUCGAGUGUACAUCACAUAAUUGUAUGUAAACUUUGCUUAUUUGAUGGUACUAUAGAAAGCAAAAUGAUAAAAUGCCAAUUUUCUUUAUUCAUCAUAGCUGAGACCAUGUAUUUAUUUUCUAAAUUUAUCGAAUUUCUUAAUUCAUACAAAAAAAUUUUUCCUAUGAAAGCAUCUGAAAUGAUCAUUAAUUGACUGUUUCUCAGUUGCGCCAUGGGAUAAAUAAUCUAGGCUACAUUUUAUCGAUAUUGAUUUAGAUAAUAGGAAAUAAUAUUUUAGACUAGUUCAAUGUGGCCUUCCUUAAAUAUAUGACCCAGAUGUGUGUCAAGUAGACAAUUCCUUCGAAACUUUAGGCGAUAUUAUAUAUUCUCCAAUACUUUAAAAGAUUAAUAAUUGUAAAGGUGCAAUCGGAUUCAUUUCGAUAUAUGCAACAUUUUUGUUGUCUUUAAUAUAUAAUUAAAAUGCUAACUAUUGUACUAUGUACAUUAUUCACUGCAGUACAUAUACUUAAGACACAUUGGUUGCAUAUAAGAUUAAUGCGCAAAUUAGGUACAGAGUAUUCACCGAUGAACGCACAAUCACAUAACAUUUAUGUACACAUGCUAAACUUUUCAUAUAUCGUCCAUUUACACAUAUCUGUGUGCAUAGAUGUAACAUAAUCUCGUGAGUGUGCAUAAUAACAACGACAUGAUAUUUCUAACAAACAGAGAUAUCUUAGUAAAUUAGUAAUAUAGUAAUUAUAGUACAUUGAAGAGAAAAAUAUAUAUAUACAAUAGCGACACAUUGUGUUGGCUUCUUUGAUGCCAGUUGUUGGGUCUGUGUGAUCUUAAAACUGCCUCGAGCAUCUGAUUGGUGUUAUAAGAAUACUUGAAUAAUUUAAUUGAAACAUUGUACUUGGUAAUGCUAUGAACAAGAUAUUUAAAUGACCUAACCACUGCUGCCUAAUAUAGUAUAAAGCAUAUUACAUACAUUAACAAAAUAGGGUUUGUGAGAUAAUAACGACAGUUUUAGAUAUAUCAUUCUUUUAUGGAUAAUAGAUGUAGUACAAUUACUUGCAAAAUGUAAUAGAUUUAUAGUAAUGUGUAUGCUUUGUUUUGUUCUGUGAGGUAUUUAGUACAAGGAUUUUAGAAAUAGAGUAAAAUUUUCUUCUUUAAGAGCACACUUUUUGAAAGAUAUUAUAUAUGUAGUUUAGAAAUGUUUAAAUAUAUCCUCUUUAAGGAUUUAGUGUGGGAUAUUAACACGUUUUGAAAAAUAAUGAAUACGUAUUUGUAAUUCAGGAAUUUUCUGCAUUUACUCCAUCUUUAAGAAUAAGAGAAGAAUUCCUUAGAUCUCCUAGAACAUUAGAAUGUAGAAUGGAUUUUUUUUUCAAAGUUAUAGAAGAUAGGUUCAUAUCUUCUUUCUACUAAUAUCACAUCCGCCCACUAUGAAAUGCAGAUUCACUCAGAUACGACAUUGAAAUAUGGAAGCCUAGGCAUGCUUUAAAUCACUAUUAUCCGUGUCGCUACUGUAUAUCAUUUUACAUCAUGACUUUAGGAAAGUAUAAAUUUAAUCGAUUAUGUUAUAAUGCUUCAUGAAAGCAAUUGUUUUUCACGUUAUAUAUUAUUAUCAGUUUUACCUCGUGUUAAGUGACCAUUAGUAUUCAAGACUUUAUAUCUCUUAGCAAACUCGCUACGCUUAUUCGUGGUUAACUUUAACCAGGGAUGUGAGGUCAAUAGGAUUUCACUGCCCAAACAUAUUUAUGCACAAAUUAAAAAAAUUAUAAUUGAAAAAUGGAAGUUUAUGUUAAAUUGAUAAAUCUUACAUUUAUUUUAUUUAGAUUUCCUAUGGCCUCAUAAUUCUAGCUAAUCGCACACAAACGGCAAUGCUAUUUUUGUACAACUAUGUUUAACAAUUUUAUGAAUAUCUAAAUGUUGGGGCCAAUCAGAUUGUAUUUCUGUAAAAGCUAAUUACCACAUCCCCAGUUAAGGUUUAAUCUGUAUAAGAAAAUACUUAUCAUUCGGGAGCAUGCAUUAUUUGUGUAUUUGUAUAUAAUUGCAAGGAUUUCUAAAGCAAUUGUAAAAAAAAAAUAUGUCGAUAGAUAUGUCUUCGGUAGUGCGUAUAGUAUGAUUGAGUGGUCGUUCCAAAUGUUGAAAGUUGUGUUUUAGUUUUUCAAAUAUAUAUAAUCAGGGAUCUUCUUUUAUUAAUUUAUAUUAAUAUUUCUUAUAAUAUGACCUUAUAUAUAUAUAUACAUAUAUAUAUAUAUAUAUAUAUAUAUAUAUAUAUAUAUGUAUAUAUAUAUAUCGUAAUUGCUGGUUGUUCAUCCCUUGUCCAAGAAAUACUUGUAAACGUGUCAAUUUUGACAUUAACUCUGGUAAAAACGUUGCAAUACUACAAUAUUAGACUGUACCGCAUUAGUUUACGUGAUAAUAUAUUGCGCAUUAUAUAAUAUUACCUCAAAAGUUGCCAUGAAACAAGUCUUCUUUUCAGUGUAAGCUAUCAUGGUGGACAUGAGUUGAACAUCCAGUAUGUUAACACAUGUGAUAAUGUUAAAUAAUUUAUGCUCUACGUUAAUUCAAACUAACUGGAAAUAAUGAAAAAGUAGUGAAUAAUUAAACAUUAAAUUGAAUACCAAUCGUGAUAGGAAACGCGCGCAAAUAUGUGCGAAUCAUAAUUAUUAUAAAAUUAUUGAUACUUUCGAUUGAUGUGUGUUUGUUUCUUUUUCUAUUUCUUUUUUUUCUUUUUUUUUCUUUUUUUUUUUUCUUCAGUUUAUUAUACGAAGUUAACAUUGUAAAAAAAACACAGGUCUAUAUAAAUUUUACAAUUUUUGGUAAAUUUAUUGUUUUCCUAUAUAUUUGUUUAUAUUUAUUUCAAUACAAAAAAAAGAAAAAGGUAACAUUUAAUUAAAAAAUAAGGCGCACGCAUUUCUCUAAAGCAUAUUACAUACGUGCUUGUAAGAAUCACAAUAUUGCAUUAUACAUUUGUAUGGCGAUUGAUUCCAUUAUUGUCAUACUAACGGUUGCUUUUCUUAUCUAUUUUACGACAUAAGUACAUACAUAUGUAUGUUAUAAGGUUUAUGGUAUCAAGAGAAAGAAAAAAAAAAAAAGAAAAACAGAGAGAGAAAAAAAGAAAUGUUAUGCAAUAUAUAGUAUUUAUCUCACCAGAUCUCUUUCACAAUAUAAAUAGGCAUUAAAGUUUAUUGUAUUUACGGGACAAGGAUAAUAUAUACAAGGAAAAAUAUGAGCCUAUGAUUAUGAAAAUUGUUUAAGUCGUAUAGGUUUUUUAUUUUGAGAUAUUUUCACAUUUCGAUUUGAAUUUUUUAAAAAUUAUUUUUAUUUAUUUAUUUUCUUCUUUUUUUUUUUUAUAAUGACAAGCACAGAAAAAGUAAGUAUAUUUAUUUUUGAAAAGAAAAAAAAAAAAAAAAGAAAAAAAUAAUUCUCUUUUAUCCAAUGUAAUAUAAUUUUAAGUAUAGCGCAUGUACGAGCGACAAAAUAUGCCCUUUUAAUAUCUCAAAUGACUUAUUGUACUUUCAUAAUCACCUGCUCAUAUAAGGACGCACACUCCACGGGCACGGCUUUCGUUCCGUUGUUGAGUAGGACAAAAAGAUAUUAAUAAUAUCGCGUAUUCAUUUUUGAUACGAUAUAUUCAUCGAUGAUAAAGGAUCGUCUCUCUUUCGUUGAUCAAAGAGAGGGAGAGGAAAAAAAACUCCAUAUAAUAAGGUGCCUACGAUAAACGGAAAUGUCUAAAUGUGCGAUUUAAAAUUUACGUCCUUUUCCAACAAAAAAAAAAAAAGAAAAAGAAGAAAGAAAAAAAACAAAGAAAGAAAGAAAGAAAGAAAGAAAGAAAGAAAGAUAAAUUCUAUUCACGGUUCUGAUUAGAGACAAUUUAUCGAUCGAAUGCACGAAAAUCUUCAUGGGAAUUAUUUUAAACAUAAAUUAUUCGCCGUUAUCUUAGCGAACGUAUAAUCUAUAUUUCUCGGCCUAUUUUUCUAGAUAUAAUAAUCAUGAACGAAGAAAGUUAAAUCGCGAUCUAUGAAAUCGACGUUUCAUCCUUGUUAUUAUUCUCUUUUCUUUUUAGCGCGUAUUCGUAAUUUCGUAGUUGAAUUUUCUCAAGAAAUGUUCUUUCUCGUACAUAAUUAAUUGAAACGAUUCGCGAUCGGUGAAAAGGGCGGAUAGGGGAGGGGGAAUCAAUGGAAAGAAACGUGCAUAUCCUAUGAAAAGAUAUUGAAAAAGUAAAAAGAGAAACGUUAAUAUAAUAUCUGAAAACGAAAGUAUAGCCUUAGGGAAAUACAUGCAUUCAUACAUACAUAUAUACAUACAUAUAUACGUACAUCCAUACAUACAUACAUACAUAAAUUAUAUAUGUACGUAUGUAUAUAUAGAAAUACACACAAUUAUAUAAUAGAUACUCGUUGGAUGGAAGAAACUAUAUCGAAAGUUCGUAAAUGAUAACAGAGAGAGAAAGAGAGAGAGAGAGAGGGGGGAGUAACGAGAUAAAACGAUCAAAUAAUAUUAUUAUUAUUAAUAAUAAUAAUAAUAAUAAUAAUAAUAAUAAUAAUAAUAAUAAUAAUAAUAAUAAUAAUAAUAAUAAUAAUAAUAAUAAUAGUAAUAAUAAUUAUCAUUGGUGUAUGUAUUACAAUUGCGUAACAUUAAUAACGGUCGACAAGAAAAAGCAAAAAAAAAAAAAGAGAAAAAACAAAAACAAAGAAAGAAAACAAGAAUUAUAUUGUACCUAUAUACAUAUUACACAUUAUAUGGUGCUAGUUGUGACAUAAACAAAAAAGGCAGUGCUUUAAGAGAAGUUUCCUUCCGCGAUUGUCGUCGUCAUACAUUGUAACUGUGAUAUCUAUAAUGCCAAUUUGUAUAUAGCUAUGCAGUUCUUACGACAAAAGCUCGAAGAAAGUAGCUGGCAUAAUUGUAGUCAAUUUUCUUUUCUUCUUCUUUUUAUUUUAUUGUUGUUUGUUGUUGUUGUUGUUGUUGAUGAUGUUGCUGCUGUUGUUGUUGUUAUUGUUGUUUUCUUUUUUCCUUUUUCGUCUCUUCUUUUUCAUUUGGCAAAUAAUUUUAUUAAACUCCGUAUGUAUCCUUAUUUUAUUCGUGUGUGUGCAUCAUGAUGUGGGCAAGAGAGAAAAAAUCUGACGUUUGGUACAAAAGAAAAAAAAAAUAAAAAAAAAAGAAAAAAAAAAAGAAAGAAAACGUUUAUGUACAAUACAUUGUCGUACGUGGAUGGUCAAUUGCGUACUAUUAUAUGAAUUAUACUAUUCGUUUAUAGGAUUAAUAUUGUAAAGAUAUUUGUGCACUUCUAGCUCGAAUAGUGUUCUUUUCUUUUUACACGUACACGCACAGACACUUAACACACACACAUACACAUUUUCGUUAUUUUGUUUAUCGCAUAAUAUGCACAAAAGAGAAUAUUAUUGUGCACUUAACGUCAUUUUCAUUCCCACGAUAACAAAGGCUCUCUCGAAGAAGAAGAAGAAAAAGAUGAAGAAGAAGAUAAAAAAAAAGAAAAAGAAAAAGAAAGAGAGCCGAAUUAACGGGGAACAUAAUAACGAUGUUUCCAUAGAAAUGAUGCGUACUUUCCGCGAUAUAGGAUAUCAACCUCUCUCCUUCCUUCCCCUAUCCACUUAACCCUCCCGAUUUAUAGCCAAAAAUCAAUGUUUGUUAUCAGCUAUAUCUGUAGAAUUUUGUAAAUAGAACCUUCGAAUAUGUGACUGUUGUAUAAAUUUAGAUAAAAACGCAAAUUAAAAAAAAGGACAAAUCACGAACGAAUGUUUUAUCGAACGAAGCCAAUUCUGUGCAACGAAAAAUCUUAUACUCUGUUCGCACAUUUCAUGGGAUCGUUUGUUAUAGUUUGACAAUGAAUCUAUUGAUUGAAAAGAAUCAAAAUCUGUCAAUGACAUAAUUAACGCGAACAUAUGCGCUUAUAAUAUUAUUAUUAUUAUUAUCAUCGAUAUCUAAUGCCUUUUUAAGAUCAAUUUGUUCACAUUAAUUAUAUGUGAAAGUGCUCAUUAUAUUCGUUAUUCGCGCCUUCGAUCGAUCGGAUAAACGAAUGAAGUAUGUUAAAGUAUGAGCCUAAACCUUUAGAUAUUUCCUAGUAUAACGAUGUUAACUAUCUUAUGAACGACAUUAAACGCGUAUAUUAUUUCUCUGACACCGAUAAUAAAUUUAAGUAAGUUCUCGAUUUUCAUGUGCGUGUUGUAUCUUAUUUGUGAUGCUCUUAUGACUGGAAGAUAAUAUGUUUUAAGCUAUGGUAGUAAAAAACCAAAAAAAAAAAAAAAAUAGAAAAAAAAAAGAAAAACUAAAAGAAGAAGAAAAAUUAUAUGUAAAAAUUUAGCGUAUAAGCGAUAGAAAAUUUUUAUUAUGGACAUUCGUUCUAAGGCUGAAAAAAAGCUAUCUGCAUAAUUCAUAUUAGAUUAUAUUUUAUCGUAUUUUUUCAUGAAAUGAAUAUUUUGAAUUUAUUAUCGAAUGACGUCAUUCGAAUGGAUGUUUCUUAUUUGAAUCAUAUAAGUAUUUUAAAAUUUCUUACACUUUUAUAUAUCAUCGAAAGCUUAUUCGUUGUUUAAAACAUUUCUAAAUAAUCUACACACGAAGCUCAUCUUUUUAUAAUACUCAUAUUUGACAUUACAUGUAUCUACAUAUGCAUAUACAUAUUUUCUACUUUUUUUUUUUUUUUUACUUAACACGUUCGUUUUAAUUCAUCGCAUUCUCGUUAAAGGACCAGAGCUCACAUUUCACAAUAAAUAAAAAAUAUUUACGAUGAAAAUUAAAUAAAUAUAACAGUUUAUAAUCGUAUCCUAAUAUAUUUGAGAUGUUUAUAAUGUUUAGUAGGCUUCUUGAAUAUAUUUAUUAUGUUUGUACGUAAGUUAUUUCCAAAAAUAUUUCUAUAUUAAGUCGAAUAAAAUAUGAUUGAUAGAAAGUACAAUAACAUGGUUUGUACGAAUUUUUCAAUGGAAUAAUGGCGAACGUGUUAAAGUGAAAAUCAAUCGAUAGAAUAAACGAACAGGAGAUAAACCAUUUCGUGAAUAUAGAAAUGGGAUGAACGUUUUUUCCGGAUAGCUUCGGCCUUAGACGAUAAACGAAUUUACUGCUUUUCGUGGGAGAUACUGUAUGUAAAAACCGAACUAAUUAAACGUAUUCUGAAAUGUUUUAACGUGUUAAAAGAAAAUGUAUAAAUAAUAAUUGUAGACCUUCGUAAAACACGAAAUUGUCGUCGAAUCGUCAUGAAGAGAGUAAACGUAUGAUGCGUACGUACAAAAAAAAAAAAAA
Molecule: messenger RNA, 10150 nt
Organism: Vespa mandarinia (Asian giant hornet)
Lineage: Eukaryota; Metazoa; Arthropoda; Insecta; Hymenoptera; Vespidae
Biological process (GO): male meiosis I; female meiosis I; meiotic cell cycle
Cellular component (GO): nucleus; cytoplasm
Source: RefSeq, a predicted model, not a curated record